Messenger RNA from Hyaloscypha bicolor E, 967 nucleotides. RefSeq lists its product as uncharacterized. The coding region runs from base 268 to 804 and encodes 178 amino acids. NCBI's taxonomy places the organism in Eukaryota, Fungi, Ascomycota, Leotiomycetes, Helotiales, Hyaloscyphaceae. The transcript has a single exon. The record is from RefSeq and is a predicted model, not a curated record.
CGCGGAGAGCGCGUUUCAGUCCUUGCGUUCAAUCCUCCACGAGACAGAUAGUUUGAGAAAAGCAUAGGUAUCGUAUGACGGCCCGUUUCUCUCUUUUGCUUCUUUUAUUAUCGAAAUGUACAUCAUUAUAGCUUCUUCCAAGUUGACCGAAUCUUGUCGGUUGCGUAGAAUCACGCGAUCACUAAUUAAGUUUUCCGACAUGGGAAUUAAUCCGAUGUUCGCACCCUCUUCUUCUUAUAGGAGACUAAGAUUCGCGCCUUCUUUUCGAUGACCACUUCCAAAACUAGGUGGGUUGGUAAAGUUGAAGAGGGGAGCGAGCACGUGUUGACUGAACGAGCCACGAGCGCGUCAAACGCGACUCCCGGAUUCGCAACCGAGAUGACCCUACUUUUGCACAACCUCGAGUUCCGAUUUUUCCAACGAUAUCAAAGCAUCAAUGUCGAAUCAAAACUCACGCACGGCAUGGCUCAAGCCAACCCCUGCAGAUAUCCUCAACGCCCCAAAACAAUCCGCAAAAGCGGGGACGGCCGGAAACUGCCGCAGUCGACAACCCUGAGUCCGAUGCCGAAACAAAGUUCAAGAAGUCGAAACCACCAACAAGGCAACAUCCGCAAAGUUGACAUCUGCGAAGUAAGCACCCGGAGGAAAGAAAGCUGCCGAACAGCUGUACAAGAAGAUAAUCGGCGAUGUCAACAAGAAAGUCUGCGGUCUGGACACGCGAGUCAAGAAGAUGAGCCCAAACAGCACCGCGGUCACAUCAGACCGCUACGCCGGGGCGACGGUCAAGUUCACCAAGGACAUUGAGAAGUUGAUGGCUAUGGGUCUGGACGGAGAGAGGUGUGCAUUCAAUGCUAUACCUUACAUUGGUUCAGAUGCACAAGGUGAUCUUGAAUAAACCCUCCGCUAAACCGCACUUCUUAUAUUUUAGACAUCUCAAUAUAUAUCAACUUUACUAUCAUAUUUUGAA